AUGAAGGCGCAAAUCCUAGCAGACUUCGUCGCUGAAAUAACAACACAUGAUCAACCCACAGAGGUCGAUGGAGCCUCAAAUAUUGCGGGAUCAGAGGUAGGGAUGGUACUAAAAGAGCCACAUUCCAUCAAAAUGCAACAUUCAAUCAAUUUGAAUUUCCCAGCUACAAACAAUUCAGUAGAAUAUGAAGCGCUAAUAGCAGGACUAAGAAUGACAACGGUAGUCAAGGCUGAAUGCCUCAAGGUCCAAAGUGACUCACAACUGGUGGUCAACCAAGUACUCGAUUUAUUUGAAGUAAAAGAUCUCGACAUGAGAAAGUAUGUAGGCCGAGUUAAAAAGCUUCUAGCUAACAUAACUAAAGACACCGAGAGAUGGGAACUAGAACAGAUCCCUAGAAAAGAGAACAAAGAAGCAGACAUACUAGCCAAAGCCGGAGCAUCAAAUGAAACAAUACCACGCAUUACCUUCAUUGGUUCAAAACUUCAGUAG
Mercurialis annua (annual mercury) is the source of this 489-nucleotide messenger RNA. RefSeq lists its product as uncharacterized. The transcript has a single exon. The coding region runs from base 1 to 489 and encodes 162 amino acids. Lineage: Eukaryota; Viridiplantae; Streptophyta; Magnoliopsida; Malpighiales; Euphorbiaceae. Gene Ontology annotation, molecular function: nucleic acid binding; RNA-DNA hybrid ribonuclease activity. The record is from RefSeq and is a predicted model, not a curated record.